Didymosphaeria variabile is the source of this 735-nucleotide messenger RNA. RefSeq names its product Coenzyme Q-binding protein coq10, mitochondrial (gene COQ10). Gene Ontology annotation, biological process: cellular respiration; ubiquinone biosynthetic process. The record is from RefSeq and is a predicted model, not a curated record. Gene Ontology annotation, cellular component: mitochondrion. The transcript has a single exon. Lineage: Eukaryota; Fungi; Ascomycota; Dothideomycetes; Pleosporales; Didymosphaeriaceae. Gene Ontology annotation, molecular function: ubiquinone binding. Bases 1 to 735 code for a protein of 244 amino acids.
AUGGCAGCUCUACGAACCUUCCGCCCUCUCCUCCGCGGGCCAACCCACCGCCUCGCAGACCUCCCCCAGCGCCGCACCUUCCUCCCGAACCCCUUCCAAUCCUCACUUAACCCUCUGAACGGCUCCGCGCAACCGCAGACUCUCACAGCGAAACGAGUCCUCCCAUAUCCCGCCGCACCCAUCUACUCCAUCGUUUCAGAUGUCCAGAGCUACUCCUCCUUCCUCCCAUACUGUCAAUCCUCCGCAGUAACGCGCUGGUCAUCGCCCGAUGCUGCAUACGCUCGGAAAUGGCCGUCAGAAGCGAGCCUUGUUAUAGGCUGGGGCAAUUUGACUGAGUCCUUCACCUCGCGCGUGUUCUGCGUCCCAGGCAGGAUAGUAGAAAGUAUCGGCGGGGACACGGAGACAGAGUUGAAGGCACAAGAUAUUACGCACCACCUUGAAGGAGCACAAGAUGCUGACAAGGGCGCGAGAGGCGCAGCGAACGGGUUGAUGACGCACUUAAGAAGUCGCUGGACGAUUGAAGCGCUGGGGAAGGACAUGACGGAGGUUUCGUUGGCGCUGGAGUUCGCGUUUUCGAAUCCGAUGUAUAUGGCACUGAGCGCCGGUGCGGCGCCCAAAGUCGCGGAUAUCAUGGUGAAGGCGUUUGAGGAGAGGGUGAAGAAGCUGCUUGAUGGGAAUCCGGAGAUGGCAAGGGCCGAGCUGGGGGAACUGGAAGGGAGUAGACUGAUGAAGUAA